Molecule: messenger RNA, 948 nt
Organism: Chlorella variabilis
Lineage: Eukaryota; Viridiplantae; Chlorophyta; Trebouxiophyceae; Chlorellales; Chlorellaceae
Exons: 5
Coding region: 1-948 (315 amino acids)
Biological process (GO): positive regulation of transcription by RNA polymerase II
Cellular component (GO): nucleus
Molecular function (GO): transcription cis-regulatory region binding; protein binding
Source: RefSeq, a predicted model, not a curated record
AUGUCGGACGCCCAGGAGGUGUCGGCCGUGGGCUGUGGCCUCAGCCCACUGGUGGACGGGGUGCUGAUCGGUGCGGGCUCGUUUGUGGAUGUGGUCGCCGUCUGCGGCACCCCUCUCCACUGCGCCGCGCGGCAUGGGCGCGUCGAGGCGGCGCAGCUGCUGCUCAGCUGCGAUGCCGAUGCGCUGGCUGUACUCGGCAAGAAGAUCCCUGCGGCCAUUGCCGAGGAGGCGGGGCACUUGGAGCUGGCCCGGCUGCUGCGUCAGGCGGCCCAGGAGCAGGUUCAGAACCAGGUGGCGGCGACGGAGCGGCUGCAGCGGCGCCUGCAUGCGGAUGCGAUUGUGGAGGCCAAGGGCAAGCUGAUUGCUGCGAUGGAGGAUGAGGAGGUGGCUGACAUUGAGCAGGACAUCAUCAGGAAGAAGCUGGGGGUGGAGCCUGUGCUGCACUGCGUGCUCAAGACCUUCUGCGCCCGCUGCGAGGGCAGGAUCAGCGAUGCAGACUGCGAGGUGGUGCUGCUGGAUGCCGGCGCAUGGGUGAACGUCACAUCUCAGUACGGCACCCCGCUUCACUGCGCCGCUCGGAACGGGCACAGCGCGGCGGCGCAGCUGCUGCUCAGCAGCGAUGCCGACGCCCUGGCGUACCUGGGCAAGAAGGGGCCGGCUGCCAUCGCCGAGGACGCCGAGCACGCUGAGCUGGCGCAGGUCCUGCACAAGGCGGCGGCCGCGCAGAUGCGGGACCAGGCGGCGGCGGCGGCGCGGCACGCGCAGCGGCAGGAGGCCGAUGCCAAGGUGGAAGCCAUGCAGAAGGAGCUGCUGGACAAGGAGGACGACGAGGUGGAGGCGAUCGAGGCGGAGAUUGUCAGCAAGAAGCUGGGCCUGGAGCGGAUGCUGUCGUGCUGCUUCCGGCCCCCGCCGGCCAGCACGGCCGCGGCCAAGGGGGCAGCCCCGUAA